Gigantopelta aegis is the source of this 2859-nucleotide messenger RNA. Its product is annotated as three-prime repair exonuclease 1-like. Lineage: Eukaryota; Metazoa; Mollusca; Gastropoda; Neomphalida; Peltospiridae. Gene Ontology annotation, molecular function: nucleic acid binding; 3'-5'-DNA exonuclease activity. Gene Ontology annotation, biological process: DNA catabolic process. Gene Ontology annotation, cellular component: cytoplasm. The transcript has 2 exons. Bases 136 to 783 code for a protein of 215 amino acids. The record is from RefSeq and is a predicted model, not a curated record.
GCAGACGAUGACUCAAUAAUAGCGUUAACCUUCUAGAAAACCAUAUUAGUUAUACGGACUUUCCGUAUAAAACCUUCCUUGUCAGCUGACUUCGUCAUAUUUGAUCAGUUCGUCGACACUAGGCGGAGGGAAAACAUGGCUGCAGCAAAUGUAUCUACCAGAUUUAAUAGUUUCGUGUUUUUCGACACGGAAACGACGGGUCUUCAUAAAGAUGAACACAGACCUUCAAUAACAGAAUUGUGUCUUCUUGCGGUACACAGAGAAGACAUGCAGACCCGUGAUACAGAAGCAAGAGUGGUGAACAAACUACUGGUUUGUCUCAACCCAGGCCAACCUGUCCAGCCGAGAGCAGAGGAAAUGUCAGGUCUAUCUCAUGAUAUGUUGGAAAGCGAGUCGCCGUUCAAUCCGGAUGUGGUGAGACUGGUGUCACUAUUUCUGGGACGUCUGACAUCUCCUGUCUGUCUCGUCGCCCACAAUGGUAAUGAAUUUGACUUCCUACUGCUUCAUUCCGAGUUAUACAAAGUCGACGGAGCGUUGCCGGAGAGCAUAUAUUGUGUCGACUCUUUGAUAUAUUUUAGACAGACCAGAGAGUCACCUGGUCGACAGUCCUUUUCUUUGGGAGAAGUCUAUCGGCGAAGUUUUGGUGAGGAUCCACAUGACGCCCACAGUGCCGAGGGCGACUGUGUGACUCUGAUGAAGGUGACGAAAGAGAGCUCUCCUGAUUUUCUACAAUGGGUGGACGACAACGCCGUACGACUGAAUACCAUAUCUAAAAUGUAUUAGUAUUCUACCGUUAGCCGAUCUCAUUUUUAUAUACUCCUGCUUUUCUACAAUGGGUGGACGACAACGCCGUACAACUUAAUCUGAUCUCGAACUUUGACACGGAACUCUCUUCUUUGGUAUCAUGCAACCUAUAUAUUUCAUCUGGCCACAGACCACAAUUAAUUACGCUAUAUGUUUCUAUAUAGCGUUAGUGGCUAUAACAUUUUUAUUAAUAUCAGCAGGUUCAUGGAUUUUUCUAUGUACCUUUGCCUGCCUGGGGGAAACAUACUAUGAAAAGGACAACCUCUGUUGUCCAGCUCUUUCUCCAACGAUAUUGGUUUAAACAAACACACCCACUAGACUGACCGUAGUACACCCAUUUUACACAAAAAGCACUACUUUUGCAUGGGCCGGAAUUACCACAAACAAGUCUUCAAUGUCAACAAGUUACACAUAUUUACAAACUACAUGCUCUUCCCUGUCAACUUCAGUCAAAUAGUUGGCAUGAAAUAAUCGGUCAAACGGACUACUUGCGCGGACAAAUUUUCGGAUUUUCCACAAACAAAUGGGAAGAUAACUGUGAUCUGAGGCCAUCUACUGUUAGGCCUUGGGCCUCUGAUUUUAAAAUCGUUGCUGUACCCAUGUAUUAGUAAUCUACUGUUAUGCCUAGGACUUUCGAUUUUAAAAUAUUUGCUAUACCUAUGCAUUAAUAGUCUACUAACAGGCAUGAGGCUUUCGAUUUUAGACUCUUUGCUGUGCUCAUGCAUAAGUAAUCUACUGUCAGGGCUGUGCCCUCUGAUUUUAAAAUCGUUGCUGUAACCAUGCAUUAGUAAUCUAGUUAGGACAAGGGCCUUUGGUGUUUUAAUAUUUGCUGUAACCAUGCAUUAGUAAUCUAGUUAGGACAAGGGCCUUUGGUGUUUUAAUAUUUGCUGUAACCAUGCAUUAGUAAUCUAGUUAGGACAAGGGCCUUUGGUGUUUUAAUAUUUGCUGUACCCAUGCAUUAACAAUCAACUGUUAGGCUCAGAACCUUCUUUUGUUUUACAAUUUGCUUUACCGAUGCAUUAGCAAUCUAGUGUUAGGCUUAGGGCCUCUAGUUUUAAAAUAGUUUCUGUACUUAUGCAUUAGUAAUCUAUUUUUAGGCCUAGGGCAUCUGAUUUAAAAAUAUAUAUAUUUGCCGUACCCAUACAUUAAUUAGCAAUAUAUUGUUAGACUUUGGGUCUCUGAAUUUUAAGUAUUUGCUGUACCCAUGCAUUAGUAAACUUCUGUUAGCCCUAGGAUCUCUGAGGUGUUUUUUUUUAGCAUACUAGUAGUAUACAUUUAGCUGAAGCACACUAGUCUAAUUUUUAUUUUUAAUCUUGGAUUGUUUAAAAAAUAUGUAAUUAUAAUAAACGCUGACUGCAAAUAUAUUUGCUGUACCCAUACAUUUAUUAGUAACUGCUGUUAGACUUAUAUUAGGACUUCUGAUUUUUAAAUCUUUACUUAGCAUACUAGAAGUUUACAUUUAGAUGAAGCACAGUAGUCUAAUUGUUAUUUUUAGUCUGGGAUUUUAAAUAUUUUUUAAAGUACAUGGAUAUAAUUAUAAUAAACACUGACUGCAAAACAUUUUAUACACUAAAAAAUACUGUGUAGUUGAAACAUGAUAACAAAUACAAUAUGACUACAACGUGUAGUUUAUAAUACAUGUGCAACAUAUUUGCAUAUUAACAUAUUUGCAUAUGAAUGUAAAAUGUUUGCAUAGGGUUUUGCAUAGUUGUUUUUUUAUUUACCUUUUGAAUACUGAUGUUAAUUAUCACUUCAUUUACACAUUUCCCUCAGUUUGACAUCCAAUAGCAGAUAUUACAUGUAAAAACUGUAAUAUCAAACGUAGGCCUACAGAUGUAUCGUCUUGAUGUGUGGCAGUCUUCCAAGAGACAAGAACACUGACAGUGAUUCAUUGGAGCAGUCUCGACCUCGUCGAACCUUCACUUGAACUCUUCACCGCGCAGAGAUACGAUUUGGAAUAUGAUUUCUGUUUAGUCGUUCAGCUUUAUAUAUUUUACUUUUAUAAUCAAAUUGCAUACAUUAUAAUAAUAUACAUGUAUAUUGUACGCUUUUAAA